GUAAAAUGCAAAAACAAGAUGGAAGAAAUUUAUGAGAAAAGCAGUUGAAGUUUGAUUGCAGGAGACAAAAUGCCUCCAAAACCAACCUUAGAUAAACAAUGUUGGCAGUGGGCAGAAACAACAGAUCCUGAGGAUGUGAGCCUUGCCAAUGUGAGGUCUGCAUACCGACUCAAUCUACCUACCUGCAAGCUUGGAGCAUGUAAACGCCAGUGCAAAGGCAAUCCUUACUGUGUGAACUGUAUUGGCGAGAAGGUAUGGUUUGGAAAGAUAGAAGAAAGCAGCUGGCAUGAUGUACAAGAUCCAGUUGAAGAGAGGCGGAAAGCUGGAAUGUUUGUUGGACUGAAAAAUCUAGGGGCCACAUGUUAUGUGAAUACUUUCCUUCAGUUAUGGUUUCACAAUGAAACUGUGAGAAAAGGUAUAUACCAGUGGAGGGAAUUAUGGACUAGUAGUAAUGCAUUAGAUGAUUGGAAACCUACCUCUGUGUGUGGUCAUCUUCAGGUGAUAUUUGGCUUACUGGAGCUGUCAAAGAGGCGUUACAUUGACCCAAGUGAAUUUAUCAAACAUCUUGGCCUUGAUGCCGGUCUUCAGCAAGAUGCCCAAGAAUUCUCUAAACUUUUCCUAUCUGUCUUGGAGGAGAACAUUCUCCAAGGUAACGCAACAAAUGUCAUCAAGGACCAAUUCUGUGGAAAGUAUGCUUACGUCACUAGAUGUAGUAACUGCAACAAUACAUCAGAACGAAUGUCCGAAUUCUACGAGUUAGAUCUCAAUAUCCAAGGGCACAAAACGCUAGCUGAAUCAUUGAAAGGUUUUCUGGAAGUAGAGAAACUUGAGGGAGAUAAUAAAUACAUGUGCAGUAAUUGUAAUGGGAAACAAGACGCUACAAGAGCGAUUGAAUUGAAAAGCUUGCCGCCAGUCUUGAACCUUCAAUUGUUACGGUUUGUCUUUGAUGUUAAAACAGGAUCCAAAAAGAAGUUAAAUAGUUGUAUACAGUUUCCAGAUGUGCUAGAUAUGACUGAAAAUUUACCCGGCAAUGAAAGUGCAAUAUAUGAUCUUAAUGCAGUGUUGAUACAUCGAGGCCCAUCUGCAUAUAGUGGCCAUUAUGUGGCGCAUAUAAAAGGGAAAGAUAGUCAGAAUUGGUUCAAGUUUAAUGAUGAAGAAAUUGAGAAAAUUAAAGGAAAGAAUCUACAGUUAGGCAGCGAAGAAGACUUGGAUGGAAAGAAACAAAAAGCAGCACGGACACCAAAGGGACAUCACUCUUCCAAGAAUGCUUACAUGUUGGUAUAUACUAGACGCCCCCCUUCUGGUAAUAAUAGUGUAGAACACAGCGCAUGUAACACAGAAACAUCAAAGUCUGAAAACAAUAUAACCAUUCAUACGAAGAAAGAAAUAUGUUGCAAUAACAUUUCUUCUUCAGUUAGCGAAAAUGCAAUUUGUAAGUCAGAAAUAGCUGAAUCCUCAACUAUGAAGUCAGGAGACACAUUGAAAGAUGUUCAGAGAGAACUGAUUGAUUCUGUCUCAGUUGAUGAUAAUGAAAGAAGUGCUAACCAAAACUCAAGUACAAAUGCAGUACAUGGGGAUACUAAAAAGCUUAUUCCGAAUUAUGUUGUAAAGUUUGUGGAAAAGGAUAAUGAAAACUUUGAACAGUGGGUAAAUGAAAUGAACUUAAUGAAAGAAGAAAAUAUUGCAAAAGGCCAGGAGAAGCAAGAGACUGUCAAAGCAAUAUAUCAAGACUUGUGUUACAGCAAAGAAGAUGGUAACGGGUUUGAAUGGAUCCCUAUGAGCUGGUUGUCAAAGUGGUUAAAUGAUCCAGCCACUGCCCCUGCAAUUAAGCUGUCCCCUUUUAUGUGCAGUCAUGGAAAGCUUUGUCCUGACCAGUCACUGAAAAUGAAGUGUGUGUCAGAGAAAGGGGCAGACCAACUUUUCAGUAUUUAUGGAGGCGAGUUGAGGUUGAGAGGCAAUGAAUCAUUGUGUGUUAAGUGCAUUCAGAAGAAGUGCAAUCUGAUAAGAACUAAACAGCUUAUUGUUGAAGAUGACAAAUUUAUAUCAGGGAAGAUGAAAGUAAAUUUUGCUGAAGAAAAAUGUUUCUGGGUGGGGAAAGGUUCGUUCAGAAGCUGGAGAAGGUUGGCUGUUGAACUGCUGACAGACAAUGAAGGGAAAGUAGGAGAAAAUGAUGAAGUUACUGGACUUACUUAUGAUACCAACCAUGAAAAUGGUGAAUUUGAAAAUAACGAAGAUUUGUUAAUGACUGAAAAUACUGUGGGAAAAGGUUCCUCUGAUUCUAAUCUUGGUGGUAAAAGUGACGAAUCAAAUGAGAUUGGUAUCGAUGCAAGAAAAGUCAAAAGUGAACCAAAUAUUGAUAGAAGUUCUGAAGUAAAAGAUAUAAAAAAUAGAAAGAAAAGUAUUGACAAUGCAGCAGAUGAUGAUGAUAAUGAAGAUUCUCUGCAGUUCAAUGAAGACUUGUUGUGUGAGGAACAUGGUGGUCUAGAUCCAGAUGUAUCAUGUCGUAAAGUGGUACCAGAAAGUGUGUGGGUGAGACUGAAACAUUACUUUCCAAAUUGUGCAGAGUUUGAUAUAAACAGCCCAUCUUGUGAGAAAUGCACAGCCAGUAUUGAGGCAGAAAACAAAUCUAAAGAAAGAAAUAGACAGCUAGCUGCUAGCCAGAAAGCUGCUUUACUUGAUUUGUUUCAUGAUAGGAAAAGACCAACUUCGAUAAAUCCUACCAAUGGUACAUAUGUUCUAAGCACGGAAUUUGUAAACAUGUGGAGACAGUUUGUGAGAGAUCCACUCAAACAUGAUCCUGUGACUAAAGUCUUCAAUGACAUACUAAUCUGUGAGCAUAAUGGUUUUCUGUUUCCACCUGCUGAGCAUGGUCCUCUCAAAUCUGAUGAUAAAAUUACGUAUAUCACUGCUGACGAAUGGAGACAGAUACAGAACCUGUUCAGUUUUGAUAAUGAAAUAAUAAUCGUAAUGUAUAAUGAGAACAGUAAGAGAGAAAUUGUCACGCUCCCUAAUGUAUGCGAUGACUGUCUUUCAAAACGGUUAAGCUUUGAAGAAAGCGAGCUGUUUGAGUAUGAAAAAGGAAUUAUCUAUAUAAGAAAGCAACAAAAAAUGGAUAAAAAUGUUGAAAAUUCAAAUGAAAACAGUGAUUCCAACCUUGAUGAUCCAGAAUUUAGCGACAAAUGGAAUGGCGGAUCUGGUCGGAAGAGACAUAAUGCAAGUGAUUGUACUGUGUCAGAACCACCGGAAAAAGCUCUGAAAAAUACCAACGGUAAUAAGAUUGUGAGGAAAAGUCAGAGACACAGGAAGGCCAGGGGAGAGAAGGAAGUGACUAUAUCGUCAAAACAGACACUGAAGGACCUUAAGCUGAAGAUCAUGGGGUUGUUUUCUGUGCCACCAUUUGAUCAGAAUCUUUACAUCGAUGGGAGACUUUUAUCUGAUAAUGAUCGCAGUUUGUGUGAUUUGAGAGUUGCAUCUGGUUCAGUGAUCGACCUGAUUGCGGAUGAGCCACAGGAAGAACCAAACUUUCUUGAGGAAUUUGUUAAGGAAUCAGGAAUGCCGGAAUCCGGAUUUAAGGGAACAAACUUAUUGAGCACUUAAUAUGAUGUCUAUAUGUAAAUACCAUAAGUGAAAAAAAGUUUGUAAGUAUAGGGCAGAAUUUUGACCUCUCCUGUAGCGUUUUAUGUGUGUGCUGUACAGUUACUGUAAAAUCCUAGUGUGUUUAAAACAAAUCAUUUUACAUAUAUGUCAUUUUACUCCGUAUGAAUUUAAAUUGUAAUUUUUGUAACGGAAUAUUGAUAAGAAUAAUGGUUGUUUCAUUGUUUGAAGCAUCGAAAACUGAUUCUAAGAACUACAGAAUCUGAUACAUUUUCUAGGAAUUAUUGUUAAGCUCAGUGUAGACGUUGUUUUCACUUUAUAUGCAGUGGUAGGAUUACUAGGAAAACACUUUAGCCAUUUGAAAAAUUCUCAUUCAUACCGUAUACUUUGAGAAUGCAAGCCUCUUGAAAAUUAGUAGCAUUUUAUACACCGCAUUCCAUUGUAGUAUUUUUAUACACCCAAAGGAAAAUAUUAUGUUAUACCCCCGGUGUCCGUCUGUCUGCCUGUCCGUCCGUUCGCAAUUUCGUGUCCGCUGUGUAACUCUUGAACCCCUUGAAGGAUUUCAAAGAAACUUGACACAAAUGUUCACCACACCAAGAAGACGUGUAGAGCGCAUGUUGUGGAUGGCUUGCUUGAAGGUCAAGGUCACACUCGGGGAUCAAAGGUCAUAUAAGUUUGUUUCGUGUCCGCUCUGUAACUCUUGAACUGCUCGAAGGAUUUCAGAGAAACUUGGCACAAAUGUUCACCACACCGAGACGUCGUGCAGAGCGCAUGUUUCGGAUGACUUGCUUCAAGGUCAAGGCCACACUUAGAGGUCAAAGGUCAUAUAUGACUGCUUUGUGUAUAUUGCUCUGCAUUUCAGUGCUCUUGUUUUUAUUUGGCAGAUCCCUUUUUUGUUCACUUACAAUAAAAAUGUUUUGAAUUACUUCCCUUUAAUGUUACAAUAAAUAGCUUAUUUUGAAACUUUAAUUAUUGGCCGUAGGGAAAAACUGAGACCACUUUUCUGUGAUACAAUAUGGACGGUACCUCCAAUUUUUAGGUGUAUUUUGACAUACCUGUACCCUUUUUUUUUUUGUUGACUUAGACUUUUUUUUGGAAAUUCUUCACUUUGUUGUUCCUGUCCUUUGGGCUUCAACAGUCAAGUUCUUUAAAUUUUGCUCCCAUCCUCUGGCGUGUAUUGCCCCGCUUGGCGGAGCUCUUGUUUACUCUUGUUUCACAAACUAGUGACGUCUUUUUCUCAGUGUCAGCGGUUUCUGAUAAGUUAUGUGGUACAAGAGACAUCUUUGUUGUGAGAGUCAGUGUUGUGCUUUGAUGUUUAUAGUGCUGACAGAAAUGAUCAAAUUAAAUACAAGUUUGGUAGAAAGAGGAAAGUAGAGAAUUGUGUUGGACAGAAUGUUGACGCCUACUUGUGUAGUUUUUAUAUGCUCAAAUAGUCACAUGUUUUAUGAUGGUCUCUCAGUCAACAUGUCUGGUUACCUGAGUAGGUAGAAGGCAAGACCUGGGUCAUGAGGAAGUAAGAGCAAAGGAAAGUGAUUCUGCCUUUGCGACCAGUGCAAACCAAGAUCAGCCUGCACAUCCAUGCAGGCUGAUCAUGGUCAUGUGCAGGCUGAUCAUGGUCUGCACUGUUCGCUUUUCAGUCCAUCAAUUUUUAGUAAACACCCCUUUGGAUAGUAAGUGGUACUGCCUAAAUUGGAUGAUGGACCAGUCCAUUUUAGAAAUUAAGCAGGGUAAAGGUUAAGAAGUACAGUCGAGACUGCUUUAACGACCCCCUGUAUUUAGCGACUCCCUGUCAUAUGCGACCCUAUUUUCUGCUCUGGACGCAAUUUACUAUUAAAAGAGUAUGAAUUAAGCAACCCCCUGCCUUACGAAACAAGCGACUGUGAAAUCAGGCUCUCAAAUUGAUAUUUAGACGGUUUUCAGCGACUUUGAGAUGUUCCCUUGCAAGAUUUUACAAGAUAGAGUUACCGUUCUUUAUCCCGCGUAAAGUUGUUUGAGAUGAGAACUUACUUGUUUACAAAAAUGACUGAUGAAAAACAUAAAAAGAACUGUUUUGACAUUAGAACAGCGUGUUAAGGCACAUGAAUUGCUGGAUUAGGGAAAACCAGUGUAUAAAGUCGCUGAAGAAUUCGGAGUCGGUGCAUAAAUUAACUUUAUUCCUGGUGAAACAAAAAAAAUGUGGCUGUAUUUAACAGGAAACGACGAAGUAAACACAGAUUAAAGAUGUAGUCAGUAAUCGAAUAAAUGUCAAUGAACAAUUAGUACACAAAAAUAUAAAUAUCAUAAAACUCAGUGUGUAAAUAGUUCAAAUGGAACAUUUAUAUUUUACUGCUCCCCUUUAUUUUCUUGCCAGAUCAUGGGCUUAAAUUUGUUUUAUCAACAUCAUACAAAUUAUGCAAAUUAUUUGAAAUUUAUAUUUUAUCAAUAUGCAAUAAAAGAAAUAGUAUUUAAUCAUUUUCAACUCCUACCUUAAAGGAGGCCAAUAUAUAAGUAUCCGAUAUUCAUGUACAAUGUACUUUAAUCGGAAAAAUAUAUGAAGCCAGCGUCAUCCUGUUAAGUGAGACUGUUUUAAGAGACUCCCUGUCAUAUGUGACCUUUUUCGCUGCUUCCCAAAGUCGGUCUCUUAAAACAGUCUCGACUGUAAUAUAUCUGAAACAAUGCUUUUAGCAUUGAAUAAAAUCUCUUCAGUCUAGAUGAUGGUUAUUUGAUGUUGGAAAAAUUCCUUUAAGAUACAUUAUUUUGAUUUCUGACACAAUUUAUCAAAGGUAACUGUCUUCUUUGUUGACAAUAUCAACAAAAUAUUUUCCUGGUUUGUUGUAUUAGCUUUAAGGUUAGGUUGAUGCUAUGAUGUUUGAUGCUGUGCUGGUAAAUUUGAUGUACAAACAGCAAUAUUGUUGUGUAAUAACUUGACAGUUUUAGUCUUCUUUGUUUAAUAGGAAAACAAAUUUUGAUAGAGUUUAAGGCAGUACAUCUGAAGUUGAUUGCUCUUCACUUUUGAUUCAUCUGAAUAAGUUGUUAGUUAUAUGUCGAGAUGAAGUCAGUCAUUGUAUGGAAGUCAGAAACACUGACAUUGUAUAAUUUAGUAAGCAUUAAUUUAGUAAGCAUCACAUUACCUAAAUAAUAUUGACAAAUUGCCAAACCAACAAAACAGUGUAGAACAGAGAUGCUAGUGGGUCAGGGUCACUGAUAACCUCCAGGGCAUUUGACUAUUUGAGCAUAAUUUAUAUACUUAUUAAAGAUUUUUUGUGUACAACAAAUCCAGCUCAUUUCUUUUUGUUGCAGUGGGCUAGCAAACAAUAUAACAUUUAAUGUUUGUUAUUGAAAUUUUUAAUCAUGAUUAGCUAGCAGGAUUUAGAGUAAUAAAACUGAGUUUGGAGACCAGUCAAGGAAAUUUAGAGUAAUAAAAUUGAGUUUUAAGAGUAAUAAAACUGAGUUUGGAGAUAAGUCAAGGAAAUUUAGAUUAAUAAAACAGAGUUUGGAGACCAGUCAAGGAAGUUUAGUUGUUUGGAGACCAGUCAAGGAGGUUUAGAGUAAUAUAAACUUGUGAGUUUGGAGACCAGUCUUAGAAUUUAACUUAGCCAUUUGCCACUUUAAUGCCUCCAGAUCAUUCGACAACAAAAAAUCUUUUUUGAGAUAUCUUGAAAUAAAUGCUAUGUUUCUUUUGAAGGCUUUAAAACUUAAUUACUGACAAACUUUAUGUUACGGAAACACAUGAGAAUUUGCUGUUUUUACUACAUUUUGCGAUGAAAUUCGAAAGCGUUUGUCAUGCUUUUACUCCAGGUAAACUGUCUCCAUUAUAAAUAUCUAUAUUUUGAAGUUGUUAUUCACUACUUCAGCUAUAGCGCUAUUGGUUACGACAACAGGAAAAUGUCUUUAUUGCCGCGGUGGUCUGGGGUUCGAUUCCCGACGCGGUCAUCUUUUUAGCUCAUCUGAUUUUUUGAAAAAAAAUGAUGAGUUAUUGUCAUCACUUGUGCGGUUGUCGGCGUGGGUGUCGGCGUUGCCUGGUUAAGUUUUAUGUUUAGGUCAGCUUUUCUCCUAAACUAUCAAAGCUAUUGCUUUGAAACUUGGAAUACUUGUUCACCAUCAUAAGCUGACCCUGUAUAGCAAGAAACAUAACUCCAUCUUGCUUUUUGCAAGAUUUAUGGCCCCUUUUGUACUUAGAAAAUAUCAGAUUUCUUGGUUAAGUUUUAUGUUUAGGUCAACUUUUCUCCUAAACUAUCAAAGCUAUUGCUUUGAAACUUGGAAUACUUGUUUACCAUCAUAAGCAGACCCUGUACAUCAAGAAACAUAACUCCAUCUUCCUUUUUGCAAGAUUUAUUGCCCCUUUUGGACUUAAAAAAUCAGUUUUCUUGGUUAAGUUUUAUGUUUAGGUCAGCUUUUAUCCAAAACUAUCAAAGCUAUUGCUUUAAAACUUGCAACACUUGUUCACCAUCAUAAGUUGACCCUGUACAGCAAGAAACAUAACUCUGUCCUGCUUUUUGCAAGAUUUAUGGCCCCUUUUGGACUUAGAAAAUAUCAGAUUUCUUGGUUAAGUUUUAUCUUUAGGUCAACUUUUUCUCUUAAACUAUCAAAGCUAUUGCUUUGAAACUUGCAACACUUGUUCACCAUCAUAAGCUGACCCUGUACAGCAAGCAACAUAACUCCAUCCUGCUUUUUGCAAGAAUGAUGGCCCUUUUUAGACUUAGAAAAUCAUGGGUAGGACAAUAUUUCUAUUACACAAAAAAAAUCAGAUGAGCAUCAGCACCCGCAAGGCGGUGCUCUUGUUUUUUCUUGAUUUGGAACUUUUAAAAUAUGUUAGAAACAAAAAAUCAUAUUCUAAUGUUCAAAAUAUGACCAAACUUCAAUUUUGAAAGAAAGAUUAUUUUUUAGCCAAAUCUGGAGGCAUGCUGCUUUAAGAGUAGUCAGAUGUUAAAUGUUUCAAAACCGGUCUCCUAACUCAGUUUUAUAAAAUUGGAUCCAUUUAAGCUUAAAUUUUGACUUUUUAUCUGAUUUGCAAUAAUAGCAUGAUUGUGAAAUCAUUGAAUUUUGUGGUUUGGGCAAAAAUGGCAAUUUUCUGGAGAUUUUUUUUCAUGGAUUUCAACUUUCUAACAUUUGUAACAGUUAAACUUUAUGGACUGACUCGACCAAGAAAUCAAUAAAAAAUAGGCUGCUAUGAAUAUUAAUGAUUUCAUAAUACAUGUACAUGUAGUGCACAUGAUUACUUUAAAGCAGUUUACAGCUUUCUCAUUUGAAGAAGUAGUUGCAUGCUAUGAUAGGAAAGAAAGGUAACAUAUAUUACAGAGAUAUCUUGUGUAUAGUUCUUUAAUUUCAUAUGUGCAUUCAGCUAUCCUGUCUUUAUUACUUUCUUAGAAGUGUUUAACUUUAUGACAUUGUGUUAUAUGAGCCGUGCCAUGAGAAAACCAACAUAGUGGGUUUGCGACCAGCAUGGAUCCAGACCAGCCUGCGCAUCCGCGCAGUCUGGUCAGGCUCCAUGCUGUUCGCUAACAGUUUCUCCAAUUCCAAUAGGCUUUAAAAGCGAACAGCAUGGAGCCUGACCAGACUGCGUGGAUGCGCAGGCUGGUCUGGAUCCAUGCUGGUCGCAAACCCACUAUGUUGGUUUUCUCAUGGCACGGCUCAAUUAUAAUCUUACAUUUUUCUGUUGAAGUGCUGUUGUUAUUGUAUUAUUGCAAAUGUUUUCUUUUGAAAAUAUGUUUGUUGUUGCCGUAUAUUUAUGCAGAAUUGAAACAAAUACAAGAAUAGUGUUAGGGUUGCUGAAAGUGUUGUGAACUGGUACAUACAUUAAUUCUAGUGUAUAUCAUAAGAGAAUUCAGUCUUCUUAAAGCCUCAUAAUGUUUUAGUUUAAAAGGUGGCUGCCACAUUUUUCGAUAUGAAAAUUUUAUCUCUUACACUUUGGUAAAAAUCAUGGAAAAUGGUUGUUCCACAUAUAAAGAAAGUUUUUUUUGAUGGUGCAAAAAGUCUGCAUAUGUUUUUAGACAGUCCUAAUUCAUGUACAUAUAAUUUAUGAGUGUGUGUUUUUUUUAACUUGUAUUUGUUUUUGUAUGUUUUGUUAUUUAUCACAGCUAUUUUUGAUACCAGAUGGUUCAUGGACGUUUAAUGAAGUAAGGAGAUACGUAUUGUUCAAUGUAAGUUUGUGUAGAUUCAGUUUUUGUCAACCUUAUCUUAGGUUCAGCAGUGUCCUGAGCAACUUUUUUGUAAUAAAGGAAACCAUCUUUAUUACUAAUCAAGUGUGUAAAACAGGAGAAUUAAUACAGUUCAUAAAUGGCAGCUAUCUUAUUUGAAUAUUGUGAAAAUUCCCAUGUUAACACUUGCCAAAAUAUCCAGUUUUCUCAGUUAUCUCGACAAGGGCUGAAAACAGCAAGCUUUUAUCUACAUACGUUGUACACAUUUUCAAAUAUCUUCAAAUAUCAUCUACAGCUAGUUAUUAUGUCUCCCACCACACAGUGGUGUGGGAGACAUAUUGAUUUACUCCUGUGUAUGUCUGUCACAUGCUUGUCCGCAUUCUAAGUCGAACAUUUCUCAUCCGAUCUUCACCAAACUUGAACAAAAUGUGUUUGCCAAUAUGUCCUCGACCAAGUUCGAUAACUAGCCAGAUCGGCCCAGGCACUUUGGAAUUAUGGCCCUUCAAACUUGUUUUUUUUUAUAAUCAAAGCAAUCAAAGUCUGAUAAGGCAGUUGAAGUCUUAGUGCAUGGUUGACUCAUAUACUACUAUUCAGAUGAUUAGGCAGUUAUGGGAGACAUGCACUUUUCUGAAAAGCAUCUCUAGUUUUAAUGUUAUUUUACAUGGAAAUGUUAAUGGGGAGCUGUAAAGUAAUCAUCCACAUAAAUAUCUUUGAGAAAAGCUGAUUUAAUUCAUAAUUGAGAAAAAAGUAAUUUCAUUUAUUAGCUCGACUAUUCAAAGAAAAGAUUAUAGUCUGAGCUAUUGUACUCAUCCUGGUAUUGGUAUCGGCGUCACACCUUGGUUAAAGUUUUGCUUGCAAGUGUGUUGUAUAGCUGUCAUUUAAAGGCAUAUAGCUUUGAAGCUUAUUUUUCCUUUUUUUAGGUCAAUUACCAACCUCACUGGGUCAAGUCCCAUAACUCUGACAUGUAUUUUGGGCAAGUUAUGCCUCCAUUUGGACUUCGAAAAUCCUGGUUAAAUUUUGCAUGCAAGUACAUCCUGGUUAAAGUUUUGCAUGCAAGUAAAUAUAGCUAUUACUUAAAGUCAUAUAGCUUUGAAACUUACUUUUUCCUUUUUUAUGUCAAUAACCAACCUCACAGGAUCAGGUCCCAUAGGUCUGACAUGUAUUGUGUGCAAAUUAUGCCCCUUUUGGACUUAGAAAAUCCUGGUUGAAGUUUUGCAUGCAACUUACUAUCUCCAAAACUAAUGCAGAUAUUGAUUUGAAACUUCACAUGUGUUUGGGGUUAUAAAACUAGGUGAUAGCAUCAAGUACCAAAAUUCUGUCCUCUUUUUAGCUAAAAAAACUUCUGGUUAAUGUUUUGCAUGUAAGUUACUAUCUCCAAAACUAAUGCAGAUACUGGAUUGAAUCUCUAUAGACAUUUUAACAUUUAAGGUAAAACUCCUGCUUAUGGGACAACAAUUUGAAUAGUUGAGCAUUGGCUGUCUUACGGACAGCUCUUAUUUAGCGUUAGAAGCAUAGUUACUUUGAGAAGAGGUAUGUGGAUUACUGAUUUAAAUUUUAAAGUUUGAGAUAAUUUCCAUUUUGUAAGAGGUCUGUAAGCAAACAGGUCCAAUGCAGGAAUCAACAUGUUAAUUAGAGAGUACUAAUUUCGAGCAGGUAAUAAGUAUAGGUGUUGCAUUUCCCUUCCAGCAUUUAAAGUUGUUCCUUGGAAAAAUAUUGAUGUUGUAGGGAGAAGACUGGGUCCAAGGUUUAUAAAGCUUGAGUUUGAAGAUCAGUCUCGGAAUACAAAACUUCUGAUUGGUCAAUUUCAACUUUGUGCUCAGAAACAGCCAAUCAGAUGCAGGAGUUUUGAGACUGGUCUCCAAUCUCAGAUCUAUAAUUUUGGACAUAUGGAUGUUAAAAAAAUAAAGAAAAUUGUAAUUUCGUAUCUGAUAUGGCAGUCGCCUGAUGUCAUUUCCUUAUUGUCAUUCUAAUGUUGUGUCAAACUAAAUACAAGUUUUCACUCAGCAAAUUC
Messenger RNA from Mercenaria mercenaria, 11721 nucleotides. RefSeq names its product ubiquitin carboxyl-terminal hydrolase 48-like. Gene Ontology annotation, cellular component: cytosol; nucleus. Gene Ontology annotation, molecular function: protein binding; cysteine-type endopeptidase activity; cysteine-type deubiquitinase activity. NCBI's taxonomy places the organism in Eukaryota, Metazoa, Mollusca, Bivalvia, Venerida, Veneridae. The record is from RefSeq and is a predicted model, not a curated record. The transcript is spliced from 5 exons. The coding region runs from base 70 to 3597 and encodes 1175 amino acids. Gene Ontology annotation, biological process: protein deubiquitination.